AUGGGAUCAGCUUCCUCCUCUGCCUAUGUACCAAAGAUUAUCUACUUGGAGAAAGACAAUGUUUCCCGGAAGGUGAUGUUCAGCAGACACUGCAGACCCAGUGACAUUAAGGAGCUGCUGUGCACAACUGUUGGGUUCACCAGGGAUACCUUGAUUAUGCUCAUGGAUCAAGAUGAUGCUAUUAUAUCCAUCGACCCAACUAUGCCAUCUAACACACCAAGAAUUUUCAAAGUCAAUGACCUGAAAACUGAAAUCUCAAGUAGAUUGGCAGCUUUGGAGAAGAGAGUUGAAUUGGAAGGAUUAAAGGUGGUAGAGAUAGAGAAGUGUAAGAAUGAUUUGAAGAUACUUAAAGAUGAAUUGUCUUUGGGAAACAGGUCAAACACACCUUGUAAACAUACAUUCAUGGAGGAUCCUAUAAAGCUGACACCACAACGUGAUGUUCCAAAAUAUCCCAAGUAUACUCUAUCCCAGGAGACCAUUGAAGCACUGAAGAAACCAACAUUUGAUGUCUGGCACUGGGAGUACAAUGAGAUGCUCAGCUGUCUUGAGUACAUGUACCAUGACCUUGGACUGGUAGAAGAGUUCAACAUGAAUCCCAUCAUACUAAAACGUUGGCUGCUCAGCAUUCAGGAGAACUACCGAAACAAUCCAUUCCACAACUUCCGGCAUUGCUUCUGCGUAACACAGAUGAUGUAUGGUAUGAUCCAUCUGUGUGAGCUGCAGGAGAGACUUACUCCAAUAGAUCUAGUGAUUUUAAUGACUGGAGCCAUUUGUCAUGACCUGGAUCACCCUGGAUACAACAAUGCGUAUCAGAUCAAUGCCCGCACUGAGCUUGCUGUCCGAUACAAUGACAUUUCCCCACUGGAGAAUCAUCACUGUGCUGUCGCCUUCCAGAUACUGUCUCAGCCAGAGUGCAACAUUUUCGCCAAUGUAGAUCCAGAUGUCUUUAAACAGAUCAGACAGGGAAUUAUUACACUUAUUCUAGCCACUGACAUGGCUCGACAUGGAGAGAUACUGGACUCAUUCAAACCAAAGGUUGAUACUUUCGACUUCUUGAAUGAAGAACAUAAAAUGAGUCUGAAAAUGCUCCUUAUCAAAUGCUGCGAUAUUUCCAAUGAAGUGCGGCCAACAGAAGUAGCAGACCCUUGGGUUGACUGUUUGCUUGAAGAGUACUUUACACAGAGCGACAGAGAGAAAUCUGAAGGCCUCCCUGUAGCCCCGUUCAUGGACCGGGAUAAGGUUACCAAGCCCACAGCACAGAUUGGUUUCAUCAAGUUUGUUCUCAUACCAACAUUUGAAACACUGAUGAAGUUAUUCCCACAGAUUGAAGAAGCCACAGUACAACCACUGCGAGAUUCCAGAGAUCGCUAUGAAGAGCUGAAGCAGAUUGAUGAUGCCAUGAAUGAGCUGCGGAAGAAAACAGAAAAUAUCCCUCUUGGCUGGAAGAAGAACUAA
Molecule: messenger RNA, 1455 nt
Organism: Pristis pectinata (smalltooth sawfish)
Lineage: Eukaryota; Metazoa; Chordata; Chondrichthyes; Rhinopristiformes; Pristidae
Gene: pde9ab
Product: phosphodiesterase 9ab
Exons: 16
Coding region: 1-1455 (484 amino acids)
Biological process (GO): cGMP catabolic process
Molecular function (GO): 3',5'-cyclic-GMP phosphodiesterase activity
Source: RefSeq, a predicted model, not a curated record